Messenger RNA from Nicotiana tabacum (common tobacco), 2913 nucleotides. Its product is annotated as CDPK-related kinase 1. The record is from RefSeq and is a predicted model, not a curated record. Gene Ontology annotation, biological process: protein phosphorylation. Lineage: Eukaryota; Viridiplantae; Streptophyta; Magnoliopsida; Solanales; Solanaceae. Gene Ontology annotation, molecular function: ATP binding; protein kinase activity.
UGAGAAAUCAGACAACCAAAGGAGAUUAGCUUCUUUCCUUUCCUUUUCCCCUUCACCUUUAUUUUCUUCCUGCUUCUGCUAAGCAUCUUUUUUUCUCACUUUUUAGCUCCUCUAUCAUUCUUGUUCAUUCUUUACCUUCCUCUUGGUUAAAAAAAAAAGUAUUUUCCCUUAGGUUCUCUUGCUUUAAUUUGAUACUUUGAUUCCAUACUUCCCUCUUAUUUCUUUCCAUUUCUUCAGCUGUAACCUGUUAGUAAAAUCUUUGAUUCUUGUUGAGCUUUGUCUCUCUGGCAUUGAUCAUUUGAUCACAAAGUCUAAUUCCUUUUCUUAUUGGGAUUUUCUCUUUUCCCUAGGAAUUGUUCUUGGACCUUAAAUACCUUUGCUCAAAAUCUUUGUUGAUCCCUUCUUGGUUCUGCUGUUCUAAGCUUAAAAAUCCCACUUUUUCUUGUUUUUCAGUUCCAAGAUUGUGACUUUCUUACUUCUUCAAUUGUUGGGUGUCUGAGAAUUCCCUUUUUUUUCAUUUGUUUGGUUAUUUGUAGUUUGUAUUCUAUUUGUUUGAGCUCAAAACUCUUGAGAAUUUGCUCUUGUUUCUUUUUCUCCUUGUAAUGGUUUAAUUCUCAGUAUUUCCCUGUUAGUUCUUGGUAUAAAGUUUUUAACUUUACUUCUUCUGUUUUUUUCCUUUUGAUUAAUUGAAUUCUGUUGAUCCUAUCUAAAUUGUGUUCUUGAUUCCAUGGGACUUUGUCAUGGAAAACCCAUUGAACCCCCACAAAACUUGUCUGAAAAUCCCAUAAUUCCCAUUGAUAAUGAGACUGAAUUGAGUUCCCACACUGGGAAAACACCAAAAUUUCCUUUUUACAGCCCAAGUCCUUUGCCUAGUGGAUUCAAGAAUUCCCCAGCUUCCAAUUCUAGUGUAACUUCAACCCCUUUGAGAUUUCUCAAACGCCCAUUUCCACCACCAUCACCAGCUAAGCAUAUAAGGGCAUUGCUUGCUAGGAGGCAUGGCUCAAUUAAACCUAAUGAAGCUACAAUUCCUGAGGGGAGUGAGUGUGAUAUUGGUUUGGAUAAGAAUUUUGGAUACUCAAAGAAUUUCUUAAGCCACUAUGAGCUUGGAGAAGAAGUCGGAAGAGGCCAUUUUGGUUAUACUUCUGCAGCUAAGGGGAAAAAAGGGAGUUUGAAAGGGCAUGAUGUGGCUGUUAAAGUUAUCCCAAAAUCAAAGAUGACCACAGCAAUUGCAAUUGAGGACGUAAGGAGAGAAGUCAAAAUAUUGCGUGCUUUAACAGGACAUAGGAAUCUGGUUCAAUUCUAUGAUGCCUAUGAGGACGAGGAAAAUGUUUAUAUAGUCAUGGAGUUAUGUAAAGGAGGAGAAUUACUGGACCGGAUACUUGCAAGGGGUGGGAAAUACUCUGAAGAAGAUGCCAAAGCUGUCAUGGUGCAGCUUCUAAGCGUGACAUCAUACUGUCAUCUUCAAGGGGUUGUUCACCGUGACUUAAAGCCUGAGAACUUCCUUUUUGUUUCUAAGGAUGAGAACUCUCCUUUAAAGGCCAUUGACUUUGGUCUUUCUGAUUACGUAAAACCAGAUGAAAGGCUUAAUGAUAUUGUUGGAAGUGCAUACUAUGUUGCUCCUGAGGUUUUGCAUAGAUCUUAUGGAACAGAAGCGGACAUGUGGAGCAUUGGUGUAAUUGCCUAUAUUCUUCUCUGUGGAAGCAGACCUUUCUGGGCGCGAACAGAGUCUGGUAUAUUUAGGGCCAUCCUGAAAACUGAUCCAAACUUUGAAGAAGCCCCUUGGCCCUCUUUGUCUUCUGAUGCAGUAGACUUUGUAAAAAGAUUGCUGAAUAAGGAUUACCGCAAAAGGCUAACUGCAGCUCAGGCUCUCAGUCAUCCUUGGUUGGCUGGUUAUCAUGAUGUGAAGAUUCCUUUGGAUAUGAUAGUAUAUAAGCUUGCAAAAGCUUAUGUAUAUUCGUCUUCUCUUCGAAAAGCUGCUUUAAGGGCUCUUGCUAAGACAUUGACUAUACAACAGCUAGCUUAUCUUCGGGAUCAGUUUACAUUAUUAGGGCCAAGCAAAAGUGGACUUGUAGCUCUAUCAAACUUCAAAAUGGCUGUGAUGAAGAAUGCCACCGAUGCAAUGAAGGACUCAAGGGUUUUCGACUUUGUCAAUACGGUGAGUUCUCUUCAAUACAGAAAGUUGGAUUUUGAAGAAUUCUGUGCUGCUGCGAUAGGUGUACAUCAGCUUGAGGGAAUGGAAAGCUGGGAGCAACAUGCUCGUCGUGGCUAUGAGUUCUUCGAAAAGGAAGGGAACAGGCCUAUUAUGAUAGAAGAACUCGCCUCGGAGCUCGGGCUUAGUCCUUCAGUUCCAGUUCAUGUAGUCCUGCAGGACUGGAUAAGGCAUUCUGAUGGGAAGCUCAGUUUCUUGGGAUUUGUCAGGCUUCUGCAUGGAGUUUCUUCGCGUACAUUUCAGAAAGCUUAGAAUAUAACCUUCCUUUAUGAAUUUAUCCAAUGCUUCAUCUAGCCUUCAGACUAGUAAAUCGAAGAAUCAAAGUCUUGUUGCUUGAUUGAAUGGUGGCAAUAGAUGAUCUGUUAAAUGCUGAUACAGCUGGUUUACGACGAAGCUACAGAUCCUAUUUGAUAAUGCAUGGCAUUAGCAGCAGCAUAUUGGUGUCAAGUCUUAUUGUAAUUCUUCUAUUCUUCAAAUGUUGGAUGGCAUACCACUUAAGAGGAUUGUACAGAUGAGGAUAAUCAGAAAAAUGUAAGUAGGGUCAGAAAAGACAGCUGAAAGCUGAGAUGAGUUUUUGUGGCUUCCGAGUGUAAAGCCUUGUUUACCAUUCCAUUGGCUUAAUAAAUUCUCUUUAUUGUGCCUGUAACCUUAGAUCCUUAAAUCUUAAUAUAUGGAUGCAUUAGCAGUGUCGGUUUAUUGUCGAA